CAGAAUGCCAAAGUUACCAGACCACACAGAAGAAAAGACAUGAUUUUAGAAGCGUGGAACAGUAUGCAGUCUAACAUCACGGAAGCUAUACCAAGUUUGACUCCUACCACUGCUGCCUCUUUUCUCAUCUUUAUUUUUCUGCUUGUUGUGCUAUGGAGUCAAGAAGAAACCUCAACAAUACCAGGUCCGUCCUACUGCAUGGGGCUUGGUCCAGUUAUUUCCUACUGUCGGUUUCUCUGGACAGGAAUAGGCAAAGCAGCAAAUUACUAUAAUAGCAUGUAUGGCGAGUUUGUAAGAGUCUGGAUUAACGGGGAAGAAACACUGAUCAUCAGCAAGUCCUCUGCAAUGUGUCACGUGAUGAAACACAGUCACUAUGUGUCAAGGUUUGGCAGUAAACUGGGAUUACAGUGCAUUGGCAUGGAUGAAAAUGGGAUAAUAUUUAAUAGCAACCUAUCUCUAUGGAAAAUUAUCCGUCCAUAUUUUACAAAAGCAUUAUCUGGACCUGGGCUUAUACAAACCACAGAGCACUGCAUCAGUUCAACCAAUCGUUACCUUGAGAAACUGGGAGAUGUAACAAAUGAAUUGGGAAAUAUAAAUGUACUGAAGCUUAUGAGGCUAAUUAUGUUAGAUACUUCCAAUAAGCUGUUCCUAAGAGUUCCUUUAGAUGAAAAUGAAAUUGUUCUAAAAAUCCAGAAAUACUUUGAUGCUUGGCAGGCGCUGCUACUGAAACCAGAUAUAUUCUUUAAAAUGUCCUGGCUAUACAGGAAGUACGAAAAGUCUGCGAAUGAUUUAAAAGAUGCUUUAGAAAUUUUAAUUGCCCGGAAACGCCAAGAGCUGUCAACAUUAGAGAAGCUGGAAAAGGAUAUGGAUUUUGCAUCAGAACUGAUUUUUGCCCAGAGCCAUGGGGAGCUUACAGCCGAAAAUGUCAACCAGUGCAUCUUGGAAAUGCUGAUUGCAGCCCCUGACACCAUGUCUGUUUCACUCUACUUCAUGUUAGUUCUCAUUGCACAGCAUCCAAAAAUUGAAGAGGUGAUAAUGAAAGAAAUCCACAGUGUUACAGGUGACAGAGAGGUACAAAGUAGUGAUAUGCAAAACCUGAAGGUUCUCGAAAACUUCAUCUAUGAAAGCAUGAGGUACCAGCCUGUGGUUGACCUGGUUAUGCGCAAAGCCUUGGAAGAUGAUGUCAUUGAUGGUUAUUACGUAAAGAAAGGCACUAACAUCAUUUUAAACCUGGGGCGCAUGCACAGAGUUGAAUAUUUUCCGAAACCAAAUGAAUUCUCCUUGGAAAAUUUUCAGAAGACGGUUCCUUAUCGUUACUUCCAGCCAUUUGGAUUUGGUCCGCGAGCAUGCGCAGGGAAAUACAUAGCAAUGGUGAUGAUGAAAGCAAUUCUUGUGACUCUCCUGAAGAGAUACAGGGUACAGACAUUAAGCGGAAGAUGUCUGGAGAACAUUCAGAACACCAAUGAUCUCUCCAUGCAUCCUGAUGAAAAACAGGACUUGUUAGAGAUGAUUUUCAUUCCUCAGAAUACCACUAAUUUCAAGCACUAGCAGGCAACAUCA
Pelobates fuscus (common spadefoot toad) is the source of this 1560-nucleotide messenger RNA. RefSeq names its product aromatase. NCBI's taxonomy places the organism in Eukaryota, Metazoa, Chordata, Amphibia, Anura, Pelobatidae. The transcript has 10 exons. Gene Ontology annotation, cellular component: endoplasmic reticulum. The record is from RefSeq and is a predicted model, not a curated record. Gene Ontology annotation, biological process: female gonad development; response to estradiol. The coding region runs from base 40 to 1548 and encodes 502 amino acids. Gene Ontology annotation, molecular function: heme binding; aromatase activity; iron ion binding.